AUGCCAGCCAAGGCUCUGCUUGUGCUGGUGCCUGUGCUGGUGCCUCUGUCGGCGCCUCUGCCUCUGCCUCUGCCUCUGCCUCUGCUGGUGCCUCUGCUGGUGCCUCUGCUGGUGCCUCUGCCUCUGCCGGUGCCUCUGCCGGUGCCUCUGCCGGUGCCUCUGCCGGUGCCUCUGCCGGUGCCUCUGCCGGUGCCUCUGCCGGUGCCUCUGCCGGUGCCUCUGCCGGUGCCUGCCGGUGCCUCUGCCGGUGCCUGCCGGUGCCUCUGCUGGUGGCUCGCGUACGCUUCGUGGGCACCUGCCGUACGGCCGUUGGUGGCUGCUUCCCGGCGUUCUCCGCACACUGCUUCUCGGGAUCCCGGCGCUGCUCUCGCCGCCAGGGUGGCUCGCGCCCUGGGCAGGAUCCAGUUCAAACCUCAGCGCACAAACUGCAAGCAGUAA
Knipowitschia caucasica is the source of this 438-nucleotide messenger RNA. Lineage: Eukaryota; Metazoa; Chordata; Actinopteri; Gobiiformes; Gobiidae. The record is from the annotation of a GenBank genome assembly.